Plectropomus leopardus (leopard coralgrouper) is the source of this 2874-nucleotide messenger RNA. RefSeq names its product carbohydrate (chondroitin 6) sulfotransferase 3b (gene chst3b). Gene Ontology annotation, biological process: carbohydrate metabolic process; N-acetylglucosamine metabolic process. Gene Ontology annotation, cellular component: Golgi membrane. Gene Ontology annotation, molecular function: N-acetylglucosamine 6-O-sulfotransferase activity; chondroitin 6-sulfotransferase activity. The record is from RefSeq and is a predicted model, not a curated record. NCBI's taxonomy places the organism in Eukaryota, Metazoa, Chordata, Actinopteri, Perciformes, Serranidae.
CAUAUGUUUUAUGCGUGUAAAGUUAAUUUGCUAUCUAUUAUCACAGUCUGGACACAGGGAGUCUGUGGGGGGUGGUGUCAGUGCGCCUCCUGCCUGAGGCUCCGCUCCUUUGGACCAAACUUUCUUCUGGGAUUCACAGAGACUCAACUGUUGCACAGACUGUCACUCAGUUCAGCGGACAGCCUGACCUGCAGCUUCCCCAAACAUGAGUCCACCUGACCCUCGGGUUUCACUCACUAAGACUGGUCAAGCUUCUUCUUCUUUUGGAUUGGACUGUAUUUUGUCACACAAGUAUAGUUUCCUUGGGUCCAAGUAAUGGAAUUAAAUUCUGUCCGGAGUCGCUGUUUGAGGAAAGGUUGAUCAACUUCACGCAUGAACCGUCGCGGGACGCCUUCAGACACCGCAGCUCAUCAUGAUGGAUGAAACAUCGCCUACAACGGGGAAUACAAAUAACUGGAAGGCUCUUUAAGAAGGCGACUGGAGACUUGCGAGAUUGGCAGAACCCAUUAAGGAGCAGUCUGUAAAAGCAUAUCCAGGCACAGCUACAUCCAAGAAUGAGGAUCAAAUACACAAUAUCCAUCGUCUUUUUUGUGGCACUUGUUAUCAUUGAGAAGGAAAACAACAUUAUCUCAAGGGUGUCAGACAAGCUCACCUUAAAGCAGACCCCCCAGACGCCUCUACAGCCGAGCGGUUUGUCCCACAUUCUGCUGAAGCACAAUGGAUCCUUGACUUCACUCAGCAGGAUGGACUCGGCCUUCACGCUGAUGAAACGGCGUCUGGAGAACUACAGCCAGCACCAGGAGGUGUCAACGAGGGGCAGGAAACACAUUCUCCUGUUAGCCACCACCAGGACAGGCUCCUCGUUUGUGGGCGAGUUUUUCAACCAGCAAGGUGACAACAUGUUCUACCUGUUUGAGCCACUGUGGCAUGUGGAGAAGAUGUUGACGCUGGAGACAGGUGGCACCAACGCCACAGCGGCGGCCAAAGCGUACCGGGAGGUGCUCCAGCAGCUCUUUCUGUGCGACUUCUCGUUGCUGGAAAGCUUCAUCGAGCCGCUCCCUGUGGACCACAUCACCACCGCGCUCUUCCGCAGGGAGUCCAGCAGCUCUCUCUGCGAGGAAUCGGUCUGCAGCCCCGUUGUCAAAGGGGUCUUUGAGCGUUAUCGCUGCAGGACCAGACGCUGUGGGCCUUUGAAUUUGACCAUGGCGUCUGAGUCUUGCCUCCAAAAGGAGCACAGGGCCAUCAAGUCAGUGAGGGUGCGUCAGCUGGAGAACCUCCGCCCUCUGGCUGAGGACCCACGUCUCGACGUGAAGUUCAUUCAGCUGGUUCGGGAUCCUCGGGCAGUACUUGCGUCACGCAUGGUCGCAUUCGCAGCCAAAUAUAAGAACUGGAAGCAAUGGGCUAUGAAUGGGGAUGUGCCCCUUGAUGAUGAUGAAGUGAGAAAGCUGAAAGGGAACUGCGACAACAUCAGGAUGUCUGCUGAGAUCGGCCUCAGACAGCCUCCGUGGCUGCAAAGGCGUUACAUGCUGGUGCGAUACGAGGACAUCGCUCGGUUCCCAAUGAGGAAGGCGACAGAGAUGUACAGGUUCACUGGAAUCCCGUUCACUCCACAAGUGAAAUCCUGGAUCCUGAGGAACACCCAGGCCUCCAAGGAGACCAGCGGUGUUUACUCCACACAGAAAAACUCUUCAGAACAAGUAGAGAAAUGGAGGUUCAGUUUACCUUUCAAAAUAGCUCAGGUUGUGCAGAGAGUUUGUGGGCCAACGCUGAAGCUUUUUGGGUAUAAAUUUGUAAGCAGUGAAAAAAUGCUAACAGAUAAGUCUAUCAGUUUGAUUGAGGACAAAGUGUUCAACUUUUUAUAGACUUCGACAGACAUGAACCCGGAUGCAGGAAAUCUUUUAGAAAACUCUGGAAUGACUGAUAUUUAUUAGGAUUUUUAUCCUGAUACAGAGAGCUGUAUAUUUUCUGAUAGUGUGCUAUUUAAAUUUUUUUACUAUUUAAAAUAGUUUGAUGAAGAAAAUGUAUCGUUGAGAGGGAAAUUGAUAUAAAGCUUUCUACUGUUGAAGCUGUAUGUUGAGACUUUACCUACAGGUAUAGGAUGGUGAAAAUAGGAAGCUAUGUUUGUUUUGCACUCCGGACUAUUUUCUCUGUCCAAACUGUAUCAUUGGCUUGUCCCGCAAACCUUUCCAAAUAUAACUCCUUAGCAAAUAUAGAAAAGUCCUGAGGGAGAUAGCUGUGGGUUUAUGAACAAGAAUGGACUGUUUCUAACACUUCCACGAACCUCCAUUGGUUAUUUUUGUUAAGCGACUUCUGAGUUAGCGUCAUACAGUAGGCUGCUUUUACACCAAAGAAACUUGAAAUGUUAAUGCAUAGCCAAAAAGAAUUAAUUGCUUUGUAUCACAGUGCUCAUGGCAGGAAGGGUGUGUUUUGCCAGGUAUUUUUUCUCCGCAUGAGAUUUGGAAGUAAUGUCCCAUGUUAAGUUAUUUAUUUCUGCUCUUUACUGAAAGUCAUAAUGACUCUGAAUGUGCUCCACAGGUUUUCCCCCUCUGUAGGGUGACUCUUCUUGCACAUGUAUUCUGAACUUUGCUGUAUAUGCAUGUUUAUAAUUGGCCAAAAGUUGUUUGAAGUUGUCCUCAGGAUUGUAAGGACUCAUUCUGUAAAAACAGAUGUUUACACUGCCACUGUAUGCAAACAUUCCAACUGCAGCUGGUUUGCAGGAUUGUGUGAGGUUUGUCGGCAGGUCUGUCUGUUGACACAAGUCUGUUGGCUGGUGGUAAAAAGAAGCCCCGAUACUCUGGCCCAACAGACUGUUCGCUGAUGUUCCAGUCUCUUUUAACAUUUUGAUUGUAACGAUAAACUUUCCUUUACAUUAAA